Molecule: messenger RNA, 1467 nt
Organism: Medicago truncatula (barrel medic)
Lineage: Eukaryota; Viridiplantae; Streptophyta; Magnoliopsida; Fabales; Fabaceae
Product: CBS domain-containing protein CBSX5
Exons: 2
Coding region: 81-1250 (389 amino acids)
Cellular component (GO): cytoplasm; nucleus
Source: RefSeq, a predicted model, not a curated record
UCAUUUCUCAACUCAACUCAACAAAAACGAGUUGUUGCAACAUUUUCAACAUUCUCUCCGCCGCCGCGUUCAAUCUUUGCAUGGAAGUUUUCUUUCUGUCACAUGAGUUAUCUGAUCUCUGUCUCGGUAAGCCGCCGUUGAAGUCGCUUUCGACGUCGGCUACCGUCGCUGAGGCAAUUGAAGUCCUCCGUAGCUCCGGCGGCGAAAGUUUCGUCAGUGUUUGGAACUGUGACCACUCUGAAUUCGGUCAAUGUCAAUGUGUUGGGAAAAUUUGUAUGGUUGAUGUUAUUGUUUUCCUUUGCAAACAGGAAAAUCUUUUGUGUCCUUCUAAAGCUCUUAAGGCUUCCAUUUCCAAUGUUUUCAAUGAGGUUGAUGGUCUUGUUGUUCAUCUAGAACCUUCAUCUAGCUUAUUGGAUGCCAUUGAUCUCAUACUUGAGGGGGCACAAAAUCUUGUGGUGCCAAUUUCGCAGACAAAAAAAGGUGGCCUUUCAAGGAGAAAACUGCAGCAGAAGUCAUUAACAAUCAACAGCCACAAUGGUGUUGAGUUCUGCUGGUUAACACAAGAGGAUGUGAUCAGGUUCUUGCUUGGUUCCAUUGGCCGCUUCAGUGCACUCCCUGCACAAUCCAUCGAUCGUCUCAAUAUUAUCAGCUCGGAUGUGCUCUCCAUUGAUUACUCUUCCCCGGCAUCUUCUGCUGUUGAAGCCAUCUCAAAGUCCCUCACACAACAAACUUCUGUCGCAAUUGUCGACGGUGAUGGGACAUUCAUCGGUGAGAUAUCACCCUUCACACUUGCAUGUUGUGAUGAGACGGUUGCGGCCGCCAUCACAACUUUGUCCGCAGGGGGCUUGAUGGCCUACAUUGACUGUGGUCGCCCCCCUGAGGAUCUAGUCAGGGUUGUAAAGGCAAGGUUGAAGGAGAAGAAUUUGGAAAAACUGCUGCAAGAGUUUACACUUAUGACUUCCUUGACAGGUGAUAUGUCAUCCUCCUCUUCCUCUGAUGAGGAGAGUCCAGGGAGGAGUUUGACAAGGUCGGGAAAGUAUGCAAGGUCAUCAAGCUACUCGGCCAAAUAUGUGAGGAAGGCAGAGGCUAUAGUUUGUCAUCCCAAGAGCUCUUUGAUUGCUGUGAUGAUGCAAGCAAUUGCUAAUAGAGUGAAUUACUUGUGGGUUAUUGAGGAUGAUUGGAGCUUAGUUGGCAUUGUUACUUUUUCUAAUAUCUUGAAGGUGUUCAAAGAGCGUUUAGAAGUUAUUUAGAUGUUAGUGUAAAUGUGACAACCUUUUUGCUUUGGAUGUUCAUAUGGAAGCAUGAAACUUGUUGGCCUAUGAAUGUGGUCUUUCUGUUAUGAAUAACUGCAGGGUGGCUGAUGAGGCCGGAUCUUUGUUUUUGCUUUAUGAUUGUGAACUUCAAUUUUAAGAAAUUUUCCUUUGAUACAUUUCUGUCAUGAAUAAAGUUCUUUGUUUUGUUUUAUCA